AAUAGAAACUUUGGAGAAAUGGAAACUACAGGGGAAAGGGAAGGCCCAGAUCACAGAUCACAGUAUAACACCCGCGUCCGCACCAUGAGCCACAACGCCCAGCCCUUCUUCCCUGACACCCACGCCGGCGUCCCCCCGACCUACGAGAUGCUCAAGGAGGAGCACGAGGUGGCUGUGCUCGGGCCCCCCCAGAGCUCGGCUCCCGUGACCACCACCGUGAUCAAUAUCCGUGGUGAGACAGCCGUGCCCGACCACAUCGUCUGGUCCCUGUUCAACACCAUCUUCUUGAACUGGUGCUGCCUGGGUUUCGUGGCCUUUGCCUACUCUGUGAAGUCCAGGGACCGGAAGAUGGUGGGUGAUGUGAUUGGGGCCCAGACUUAUGCCUCCACCGCCAAGUGCCUGAACAUUUGUGCCCUGGUCCUGGGCCUCCUGCUGACCAUCACGUUCAUCAUCCUUUUUGUCACUGGAUCGCUGAUGAUUCCGCAGAUGGUCAGACAGCAUGGAGGCUACUAGGAGCUGCCCGUGGCCUGAGGCUCUCUCCCGGGGGGCAGCCUUUUCUGUCCCCUUCAGUCUACCGCUGCACUCAAUAAAGCGCUUGUGUGGGACGCCUGGGUGGCUCAGUUGGUUAAGCAGCUGCCUUCAGCUCAGGUCACGAUCCCAGGGUCCUGGGAUCGAGUCCCACAUCGGGCUCCUUGCUCGGCAGAGAGCCUGCUUCUCCCUCUGCCUCUGUCUGCCUGUGCUCGCUCGCCUGUGCUCGCUCUCUCUCUCUCCCUCUGUCUCUGACAAAUAAAUAAAAUCUUAAAAAAAAAAAAAAAA
This is a messenger RNA of Mustela lutreola (European mink), 816 nucleotides long. Its product is annotated as interferon-induced transmembrane protein 3-like. The coding region runs from base 19 to 513 and encodes 164 amino acids. Lineage: Eukaryota; Metazoa; Chordata; Mammalia; Carnivora; Mustelidae. Gene Ontology annotation, cellular component: plasma membrane. The transcript is spliced from 2 exons. The record is from RefSeq and is a predicted model, not a curated record. Gene Ontology annotation, biological process: negative regulation of viral genome replication; response to interferon-alpha; response to type II interferon.